Molecule: messenger RNA, 1030 nt
Organism: Ricinus communis (castor bean)
Lineage: Eukaryota; Viridiplantae; Streptophyta; Magnoliopsida; Malpighiales; Euphorbiaceae
Exons: 3
Coding region: 1-864 (287 amino acids)
Source: RefSeq, a predicted model, not a curated record
AUGACUCUUAUUCAGUAUCCGACUCCUUCAUCAUCGGGUGACGUAUCCGAUUUGAGCUCAAAUGGCAGAACUUUAGAGCAAGUACUGAGAGCAGCAUCAAUGCCUACUAGAACAGUUAUAUUGACAAUCCUUGACAAAUCAUGGGCAAGUCCUCCUGCUUCUGUUCUUGAUCUCUUCCUCGAAAGCUUUCAAAUUGGAGAAAGGACAAAACACCUCUUGAAUCACUUGAUUAUUAUUGCUUUGGAUACCCACACUCUUCAUUACUGUCAGUCCAUUCGUCCCCAUUGCUUCCACUUUAAAUCCACUGGCCAGAGAAGGAAGGAACUUUUUCUACAAGUGCUCCAACUUGGUUACAAUCUUGUUUAUACGGAUGUGGACGUGAUGUGGCUAAGAAAUCCAAUGUCACUGUUUGAUGGGCUGGCUGAAAUAUCAUUGGGAUGUGAUGCAUAUUCAAGAAACCAAAGCGUUGGUAGCCAGAAGGCAACUGGGGAAUUCUUUUACAUAAAGGCAUCUGAAAUAUCAAUGGAGUUUUUGAAAUUUUGGAAGGUAGCCAGUGUCCUCUAUCCUUACACGCAGAACCAAUCUAUAUGUGAGAUGGUUAUGGGUGAAGACAUCAGACUGUUUGGUAUCAGAAUGAAGUUUAUAGAUAAGACAUAUAUUGGUGGCCUUUGUCAGCCCAACAAAGAUGCUAGUGAGAUAUAUGUUAUGCAAACUAAUUGCUGUGAGGAAUUGGAAAGUAAGGUUCAUGACCUAAAGAUUUUUCUUGAUGAUGCAAGGAAGUAUAAAGCACUUCUGAGCAACGCUAGUAGUUUGGAGAAGUUUCCUUCUUUAGCAACUACUCCAAACAGGUGCUUGGAAAGUUAAAAGAUUGAUUUCCUGCCAAUGCAAUACAUAUCUUUCCUUGGAAAGGUACUUGAGAAUGAUAGGAUCAUACGCUUAAAUUGUCAACUUUGUUCUUCUUCCUCUCUUUUUUUAUUUGGACAAAUAAUUAAAUAAAAUAGUGGCUGAGUUCGCUAGCCUUUGAGCACUA